GGGGUUCGGACGGGAGGGAGAAGCCUUCUCUGGGCGAGCCCUGCCUGCCCCAGAGCCAGGCCGGCGAUCGCUGGAGGGACGGAGGUGGGAGCGGGGGCCGGGCGAUUGGGCCCGGCGUCGAGAGGAGGUUCCGUCCUCUUUUCCCCCCUCCCCCGGCAGGUUUGGGGGGGACCAGCGAGCGGGCGACAGCCGUGGAACAAAAGGUCCAGCCUUGGCAGCACAUUCGCUUUCGGAUUUUUCUGCUGCAGCCUGAGUUCAUCAUGAAGGCCCUUGAUGAACCGCCAUAUUUGACAGUAGGCACUGAUGUGAGUGCAAAAUAUAGAGGUGCCUUUUGUGAAGCCAAGAUAAAAACAGCAAAAAGACUGGUUAAAGUCAAGGUAACAUUUAGGCAUGAUUCAUCAACUUUAGAAGUUCAGGAUGAUCACAUAAAAGGCCCUUUAAAGGUAGGAACUGUGGUGGAAGUCAGGAAUCCAGAUGGAACUUAUCAGGAGGCUGUCAUCAAUAAAUUGACAGACGCUAGUUGGUAUACUGUAGUAUUUGAUGAUGGAGAUGAGAAAACUCUUAGACGCUCUUCACUUUGCUUGAAAGGAGAAAGACAUUUUGCUGAAAGUGAGACAUUAGAUCAGCUCCCUCUUACCAAUCCUGAACAUUUUGGGACUCCUGUCAUCGGAAAGAAAACUAAUAGAGGAAGAAGAUCUAAUCACAUCCCAGAAGAAGAAUCUUCCUCAUCUUCAAGUGAUGAGGAUGAAGAUGACAGAAAACAAACUGAUGAAUUAUUAGGAAAAGUUGUAUGUGUAGAAACUAUUAGUACGGAUAAAAAGAAAAAUAUUUGCUUUCCAGGUUUGGUGGUUUGUUCAAAUUGUAGUGAUGAAGUUGCAGUAAAGAAAGAUAAUAUUCUUGUUCGUUCUUUCAAGGAUGGCAAGUUCUCUUCAAUACCAAGAAAAGAUGUACGGGAAAUUAGUGAGUCUUCACCAAAACCUGAUGCUGCAUUAAAACAAGGUAAAAAUUAACUUCAAAAUUAGAAA
This is a messenger RNA of Thamnophis sirtalis, 1025 nucleotides long. NCBI's taxonomy places the organism in Eukaryota, Metazoa, Chordata, Lepidosauria, Squamata, Natricidae. The record is from RefSeq and is a predicted model, not a curated record.